AAUUAAUUUUCAGCGGUUGGAAACUUUUUAAAAAAGUUUUGUAAACAGUGCUGACUGCUGAUUUUUCGAAUGGUGAAGAAGAGAAAAAAAAUGUAUUUUUUUAAAAUUAAAACUCAAAAUAAUUUUUUAUAAUUAAAUAUAAAAUAAAAAAAAAAAAAAAAAAUAGUUGUAAUUACAAUGAAUAAAACAUUUUCUCAAUUACUUAACGUCUGUAGAGAUGAACAACGUUCAGUUAAUUGUGAUUAUCAGAAUUGUGAAUUUUCGAAAAUUUAUGAUAAUGAUUGUUUAGAAAAAUUAGAGACUGAUAUGAAAAAUUUCAUGGACUCACAAACAGUUUAUCCAAGUGUUGUUGAAUAUACAAAUAUUAACAAAUUGCUCGCUAUAUGCUCCUUAUUGAAAGGAAAUGUAGAUAAAGCUACGAAUUAUUUAGUGGAAUCUCAUGCCAAUGGUCUUCGACAAAAUGUUAUAAUUAGAUAUCAUAAAACAAAAACACGUACCAAAUAUCAAUUGAAUCCUAUUUAUGGAUUAGAUACCGAUCAUUUAAAAUAUAAUAUGGGAAAUGGUUUAAAUUUAAAAUCUUUACAAGAUAAGCUUGCAGAUCUACCACCUGAAUGGUAUGUUGUUCAAGUUACAAUUCAACAUGAGAAUUUCGUUGAUUGUAAAUACAAUGAAAAUGUAGGAAAUUGUCUUUACACUUUACGUAAAACACAUCCAAUACAUGUUAGUAUUUUUCCCACUGGACCAAAUGCUGUUAAACCUUUUUGUUUGACAUUACCAAAGCCCACGACAAAUGAAAAUUUUGAUUUAUGUAAAGAAAUAGGAUCGUUAUUAAAUAAAAAUAAAUCUGACUUGUCGAAUACUUAUUCAAAUCGAAAGCUCUACUGGGAAAUGCGCAAUCGACAAGAUGCUCAAAUGAAGGCUGCUGUAACUGCAUUAGAAAAUACAUGGUUAAGAGAAUGGAGAAUUCUUUUCCUUGCGGAUUUAUUAGAAAAUUCAAUUCUUGAAGAGACUGCACAUAAAAUGAUUGAUAAACUUAUUGAUAACUCUAAUUAUUCCAAUGAAAUUUCAACUAGUACUCGAUGGUUAUUAAAAAAAGUAGCUGUAUGUGUAACUUAUUUAUCAAAAGAAGAAUGUGCAAGGGCAAUAAAAUAUUUAUUGCCAAAACAACGAAAACUUGCAAAAAACAUUAUGCUAUCUAUUCAGGGAUUAUUUAGUACAAUAGGAAAAUUAAAAUUUACAAAAAGAAAAAAUCUUAUUUUAAUUAUAGAUGAAAAUUUAGAUUAUAUACCCUUUGAAGCAAUGGAGAUUUUAAAAUAUCAACCUGUUACACGAUUUCCAUCUUUUCAUUUUACUUACGCUUUAUUUAUGGAAAAUCGUGAUUCAAUUAUUAAUGGUUGUAAAGUUGUGGAAAUAAAAAAAGACUUUGGUUCAUUUAUUGUGAAUCCAUCGUCUGAUCUUCUUAAAAUGGAAACAAGAUUAAAAGCUUUUAUGGACUAUUGGCUUCCUGAUUGGAAGGGAUUGUAUGGAAAGGAACCGGAUAAUAAGCGUUUUGAAAAUGCUCUCGUCAAUCAUGACAUUUUAAUGUACGCUGGUCAUGGAAGUGGUAUUCAGUAUUUGUAUGUUGAAGAUAUUGAGAGACUACGAGUAAAAGCAAUUGCGCUACUUUUUGGAUGUAGUAGUUUGAAACUCACGCCUGUUGGAGGUCGACAACCACCUUUUGGCGUUUCUAAUCAAUAUUUAGCCGCUUGCAGUCCUUGUAAUUUGGGAAUGCUUUGGGAAGUCACCGAUGGUGAUUGUGAUAAAUUGACAGCAAGAUUCAUGAGCGAAUGGAUUCCAAAUGCAAAAAAAGAACCAUGGUCUUCAGUAGAUUUAGUUAAAUGGGAAAAUGGUAAUAUAGUUCUUAAUAAAAAACUUAAAGAACCUGAACCACAAGAAUUUGAAAUGCUAAGAGCAAUUGCAAAAUCAAAAGAUUCGUGCUUGCAAUUUAUGACCGCAGCAGCUACAAUAGUUCGAGGAUUGCCAAUCACCCUAAAACAAGUUUAAAAGUGUAGAUUUUCACGAGGUGUAUGUGUGUGUGUGUGUAAAUAGGUUUUAUAUUGAGAAUAUACAAACAUUUUUUUAAAAUCAAUUCUAUGUAAUAGCAAAUUUUUAUAUAUAAGAAAUGUUUAUUUUGUAUGAAUUUAUAAAAUAGAAUUAGAAAAUAAAUUUAUUUUUUUUUAUAAUUGCCAAAUAAUGAUGAUAAAAUGUAAUGAAAAAAUUAAUAAAUAUUACUUCCGUGAAGAAAGAGUCUUUGUUUGUAUUUAAAUAAUUUUUUUUUUUUUUAUUUGGAUUUAACUAAACAAUUUUUUAUUUUUGUAUACGAAUGAGACUCAAUGGUCUAUAAGAAGUAAAUAGCAAGCUUAAUAAGAGUUUGAGAUAAUAAUUGCGAUAUACCAUAUUUAGUAAUUUCAAACUUUUUGUCACGCACAGAAUUUUACACAUUAAUUCAAGUCACACUUGUCGAAUAUGUCAUUAUUUAUUUUUUUUUAUUGCUUUAUAAUAGAUCUCAAUAUUUUUUUUUUACAUUUGUUAAGUGUAUAUUUUUUUUUUUUAGGAAUUCACGAUCCUGCUUGAGAGCUGUUAAAAGCUAUUAAAGCAUUUAUGAUUGAGUAAAUUACAAUAAUUUAAUUUAAUUCAAUGUGAAACACAAUUUGUUCGCUUAAUUUGAUUAUAAGUAGCGAGGAUUCUCACGCCAUAAACUUCUUUCUUUCUUUCUUUCUCUUUCUCUCUCUCUCUUUCUCUCUUCGUAAAAUCUUUAUUUUUUGGUAAUUAGUAUUAUAUUUACAAAAUCAGAAACCUAGUUCUAAUAUUUUUUAUUAAAUGUUGCAGUCUUUUGCGUCACAUUGAAUUCGUGAAUUAAAGAAUACAUAUUUUUUUUUCGUUAAAGGGGCAAACGGUAAAAAAAAAUAAUUAUUCAUAAAAUGAUAUGUUUGUUUUUUUUUAAGAGUAAAAGUAUAAUGGUUUUUUUUU
Messenger RNA from Leptopilina boulardi, 3009 nucleotides. It is a transcript of the gene Sse, whose product is annotated as separin. Gene Ontology annotation, biological process: meiotic chromosome separation; proteolysis. The record is from RefSeq and is a predicted model, not a curated record. Gene Ontology annotation, cellular component: nucleus; mitotic spindle; centrosome. Gene Ontology annotation, molecular function: cysteine-type endopeptidase activity. The coding region runs from base 178 to 2043 and encodes 621 amino acids. The transcript is spliced from 9 exons. NCBI's taxonomy places the organism in Eukaryota, Metazoa, Arthropoda, Insecta, Hymenoptera, Figitidae.